AUGGCGCAUCACGGUGUCAUUAAGCGAUCAGUCUCGCAGUAAUUUUAGCAUUUAGGAUUGUACCAGAUCAUUUAAACUUUAUAUAUUUCUUUCAUGCUAACUUUUUUUAAUGUCAAUCGAUUAAGUUUAAAUACUUUUGCACGCAAGUCGACGACUAGAUGAAGACUACAUUAGCACUGCUAGCCUGUAUGUUUGGAUUUGCUAUGGGACUUGGCGGUGAUUGCCGUGUACCAUCAGUAUGUGGAUCCCAGCAAGGUUGGACUGAUUUAUCGGCAAUCAUCACAGAAAAAGACCUGCAAAUCGCAGUUCUAGAAGAAAAGGUGACCAAAUUCCAGAACAAGAUGGACGCACUAAUUGCAGGAUGUUACCUUGGCAAAGGCGAGAAAUACAGAGGAUUAAUAGCAAUGACUAUAAGUGGAAAACUCUGUCAAAGAUGGGACCGUCAAACUCCACACCAACAUUCUCGAACAAAAGACAACUAUCCUCACUCAGGACUAGAUGCAAACUUAUGUCGUAAUCCAGACAACGAGGCGAGACCAUGGUGCUACACUACGGAUUCAGAAAAGAGAUGGGAGUUUUGCGAGAUACCAAGUUGUUAAGAAUAAGAACGAAAAAGAAAGAUACUUAUCAAAGAUCAAAAGGAUUAAUAUUCAAUAAUCGGAAAAUUCUAUAAAAAAAAGAGUUUAGAAUCGAGUGAAUAACAAAAUAUAACGAUAUCAUCUCG
Messenger RNA from Styela clava, 724 nucleotides. The record is from RefSeq and is a predicted model, not a curated record. Lineage: Eukaryota; Metazoa; Chordata; Ascidiacea; Stolidobranchia; Styelidae.